CAAUUGAUUUAAAAAUACUAGUCCUAUACGUAUUCCUAUACGCGCAUUAUACGCGACCCCACUGCGUGGUGUAUAUAAAUACAGGCGCACUGCACCAGUUUCGUAUCAGCUUCUUCAUCCCAAAGCAAAACCAACAACAACAACAACUAACUGCCCGCCAUGGAUUCCCGUUUCUCUCUCUUCCUGAUCCUCUCCGCACUCCUGGCCUCCGCAGCCCUCGCCGACGUCUCCGCCACCGCCGAUCCUCUGAUCCGGCAGGUGGUCGACGACGAGCAGCGAUCCUCUUCCCUCCCCAACGUCGCCGCCGCCGCCGCCGACAACCUCCUCGGAGCGCCGGAGCACCACUUCUCCCUCUUCAAGAAGAAGUUCGGGAGAUCGUACGUCUCUCAGGCGGAGCACGACUACCGGUUCAAGGUGUUCAAGGCGAAUCUGAGGCGCGCCGCCCGCCACCAGCUGCUCGACCCCAGCGCUUCUCACGGAGUCACUCGGUUCUCCGAUUUGACCCCUCGCGAGUUCAGGAGGCAGUUUUUGGGGCUCAGGAAGCUUGGGCUUCCCAGCGACGCCAACACGGCGCCGAUCCUCCCGACGAGCAAUUUGCCUGCGGAUUUCGAUUGGAGGGAGAAGGGCGCGGUUACUGCCGUCAAGAAUCAGGGUUCAUGUGGUUCUUGCUGGAGUUUCAGCACAACUGGAGCACUGGAAGGUGCGCACUACUUGGCUACAGGGGAGCUAGUGAGUCUCAGCGAGCAGCAGCUUGUGGAUUGUGAUCAUGAGUGCGACCCAGAAGAGCAAGGGUCCUGCGACGCUGGCUGCGGCGGCGGGCUAAUGAACAGUGCAUUCGAGUACACGCUCAAAGCCGGCGGCUUGAUGCGUGAGCAGGACUACCCUUACACCGGCACAGACCGCAGCACCUGCAAGUUCGACAAGAGCAAGAUUGCAGCUAAAGUAGCCAACUUCAGCGUCAUCUCGACCGACGAAGAACAGAUUGCUGCUAACCUCGUCCAGAGUGGCCCUCUUGCUGUUGCGAUCAAUGCUGUGUACAUGCAGACCUACAUGGGCGGAGUCUCGUGCCCUUACGUCUGCUCCAAGAGGCUCGACCAUGGAGUGUUGCUGGUGGGCUAUGGGGCGUCGGGCUAUGCGCCGAUCCGGAUGAAGGAGAAGCCGUACUGGAUCAUCAAGAACUCGUGGGGAGAGAACUGGGGAGAGAAUGGGUACUACAAGAUAUGCAAGGGGAAGAAUGUCUGCGGAGUUGAUUCUAUGGUCUCCUCUGUUGCUGCAGUUCAGACUACACCUCCCGGUACCCAGUAGUGAAAUAAAGGUGCCGGCCGGCUGGCUGGAUGGCUUUUACAUUUGAUUUGAUAUAUAGAGAGAAUUGGAUGGAUGAAUGUUUGGAUGUAAAUAUUUAUUUAUCCCUCCUCCUUGCAGCACUGAAAGGGAGCUUUAUUUUUACAUUAUUGCAAUCGCACUUCUGUGACCUCUUUUAAUCUAUACGAGCUUUUGUUGUCGGAUUAAAUUUCUGAAGCAGAUUUGGUACAUUGUUGUGAAAAUGUACCUUGGAAGAUGAUAAAGUAUGACGCUUCCUGAUUUAUGCCAAUGUAUUGCUGAUAUAUGAAAAAA
Messenger RNA from Linum tenue, 1614 nucleotides. NCBI's taxonomy places the organism in Eukaryota, Viridiplantae, Streptophyta, Magnoliopsida, Malpighiales, Linaceae. The record is from the annotation of a GenBank genome assembly.